UUAUGUUCAGUCGUACCAUUCAUGUUUCCCUUAGAACUUGUGUCUGCAACUCAAAACACCCAUACACAAAAGCUUCGGAUGAAACAGAACAUCAAACAUCAUCUUCUUACCCUCCUCCCCUCUUUGACUGACCGACCGACCAAACACCCCCCCCCCCUUUUCUCCCCGUUAAACAACAACAGCAGCAGCACCACCAGUGGUGGCGGUGCUCAGCGGUGGCAGAGGACCGAGAGAGAGAUAGAGAGAGAGGGUGAAUGCGAGAGAGAGAGAGGGAGAGUGAAUGCGAGAGAGAGAGAGAGAGAGACGCAGGAGAAGACGACGGCAACGCCGUCAUCGACGUCGGCGGCAGAAGUCGUCCAACCCCGAGUCGGUUCGAUUUCGGUGGUUGUUUCGAGUCUUGUUUCGGGUCAGCUUAGUUCCGACAGUCCAGAUUUCGGGAUUUUGCACAGGUUCAGAUUGUUUGGAUUCUGGUUCGAUUUGGUUUCGGACAACUCAGUUCAACUCGGUAUGAAUCGCUCGAGUCAGUCUCAGUUUGGGUUCCAUUCUUGGUUCAGGUUCAGUUUCGGGCGGUACGGUUUUGGUUCAGUUUCAGUUCGGUCAACACCGGUCAAACCAGUCAGAUUCAUGUUUUUCAAAGCUCGGGUUAUACUCCGGUUCAGUCCCGUUCAGUUUGUUUCGGUUCAGUCAACAAGUCACAACAGUCAACUCGGUCAACGAAAGUCAACCGGUCAACUGCUGGUCAACGAUCCAUCCGAGACUUGGUAAAAAUCUAAACGACGCAAAUUCUUUGUUUAUAGAGCUGCUAGUUAAUCAUGAAAUGCUAAUUACUAUAUAACUUGUAUAAAUACAUGUUGUUCCAUUAUGUAACUUGUAUAAUUGUUUUAGACAUACUUACUGAAAAUAUUGAAUAUAGUUGUUAGAAAUAUAUUUAUAUAACUUGUAGGUAGGUUUGUUAGUGCAUUAUCUGUCUAUCGCCUCCGUCAAUCUAGUCCGUAGCAGAAAACCGAAGAAAACGAGAGUUACAGUGUUAUUUUAGUGAUAGUUAGUAAAAAAGGCAAGGUGGCAUAAUUGUAAUUAAUGAGAUUCCUCAUUAAAUCCCUUGGCCUAUAAAUAGAUCUCUAGGGUUUCUAGUUUAGAACUUUUGCCACAUUAGAGCUUGGAGAGCUUAGGUGCUUAGAGAGAGAAACUAGAGAGAGAAAGUGGCAAAACGUGAUUCACGGAGCUUGUAAUCGUUACAUCAUCAAUGGAAUCACGACAUUAGUACGUUAUUGAGUGUUCGAUCACAUACGUUCACGGAUUCCGCACGUCGAAUGUACGUUACGCAAUCGAACG
Molecule: messenger RNA, 1332 nt
Organism: Helianthus annuus (common sunflower)
Lineage: Eukaryota; Viridiplantae; Streptophyta; Magnoliopsida; Asterales; Asteraceae
Exons: 2
Coding region: 22-765 (247 amino acids)
Source: RefSeq, a predicted model, not a curated record